AGUUACCUAUUACUCAUAGUAACCCUUUAUGAAUGAUUUGCAAAGUAAAGUUUUUCUCCGCUUGACUUAUGGUAAAACUGGCCGAGCUCGAGCAUCUCAAAAGUCUACUUACUGUCUUACACUUACCUACUCUAAUAAAGUUCUCCAUUACCCGUAACCCGGCAUAUCAUCAAUCCACCCUGGAAUCCUGUUAAAUUUCAAAUACUGGAGUACAAAUCAAUCCCACAUACACAUAGACCUAUGAAAUUAUUCUAGACUUCUUUAAUUUCUUGUCUUUAAUUCACUAGGCAUUUUGACUAACUUGUUCAGUAUCCUCCUGUUAUUGAUUCUCUUCUAUUUUGCGCAUCAUUACUCCCUGACUAAAUUGAAAAUCCCAUUUGGUGGCACUGUUCCUUGAUCUCUUCCAUUCAAGCUCCGUCUAAGGAAGAAAAUCAACCCAGCCAGCCUCACAACCUCCACAUCUCUACCCUGAUUGUACCUGUACGAAAUAUUCAGCAAUUGACCGUCAAUUUCUCAUUUCCUUCUUAAAAGUCUAGGUUUACGUAUACUACCGAUAUCGAGUCUGCCCUUCCAUUUCGAAGCAUUCUUCUUCGGAUUCGCAUGCGCGGGUGGGUUUAAGGUGUGCGUUGAGCUUCAAGCCUGUUGGGUGCAUAGUGUAGCUACUCCUCCUAGAGAUGUCUGCCGUAUGUUGUAUCCUCUUGAUCUUGCCCAAUACCUAGUACAAAUGCUGAUUCUUCUUUUGUUACAGUCUAGGAAUGACAUUCUCUCGCCCAAAUAUGGCCCCAAAGUUCUGCAAAUCAGAGAGCUUAUCGCACAACCUGUGGUAGCAGCAUUCUGCGCCGGUGGAGUGGCAGGUGCUGUAUCUAGAACAGUUGUGUCGCCCCUUGAACGACUCAAGAUUCUCUUUCAAAUACAAAGUGUAGGACGAGAAGAAUACAAGAUGUCCGUAGGAAAGGGGCUUAUGAAGAUGUGGAAAGAGGAAGGUUGGCGCGGACUUAUGAGGGGUAAUGGAACCAAUUGCAUUCGAAUAGUCCCCUAUUCCGCCGUCCAGUUUGGAAGUUAUAAUUUCUACAAAAAGGUAAGAGCCUAAGGAUUACUCGACCUUUUACUGUUUCUCUAGCAGUUGGACUUUUCGAGUAUUUCUAAAGCAGAAAGGACAUUUGUAUGAAAAGCAAAUUACUGAUUGCCUGCGCUUUUACAGUUCUUUGAGACCUCUCCAGGUGCAGACUUAAAUUCUUUUAGACGCCUCAUUUGCGGCGGGGCUGCUGGAAUUACCUCCGUGUUCUUUACAUAUCCUCUAGACAUUGUGCGCACCAGAUUAUCUAUUCAAUCUGCGUCUUUCGCGGCUUUGGGUCAACACAGUACUAAGCUACCAGGCAUGUUUGCUACGUUGAAGACGAUGUAUAAGACGGAAGGGGGCAUUCUUGCGUUAUAUAGAGGGAUUAUACCCACUGUCGCCGGCGUUGCGCCGUAUGUAAGUGUGAACCUUUUGGUUGUUUGGUUAUUGAGAUUGCAAUGCUAACUAAGCGAUAAGGUUGGCCUAAACUUCAUGACUUAUGAGCUUGUAAGAAAGCAUUUUACCCCGGAAGGAGACAAGAAUCCCAAUGCAGGACGGAAGCUAGCAGCUGGAGCUAUAUCCGGCGCAGUAGCACAAACAUGCACAUAUCCAUUGUGAGUGUUUUCAUUAAUGUCUGCCGGAUUUAAAAUUAACGCUGUUUAGUGAUGUUCUUCGACGUCGUUUCCAGAUUAACACCAUGUCUGGUAUAGGAUACCAGUACAAAUCAAUUUUCCAUGCUGUCCGAAGUAUUAUUGCACAAGAAGGUUUAGUCGGCAUGUACAAAGGGAUUGUACCCAAUUUGCUCAAGGUUGCCCCGAGUAUGGCGAGUAGUUGGCUCAGUUUCGAGAUGACCAGGGAUUUCCUACUGACAUUGAGAGCCGAGGAAGCCGAUUUGUGAGCUUCGGGAAAGCCGCCUGGUCAUUCUCAAAAUUAGGGUGGGUUUUGGAUGGGCGUAUUAAAGGUCAGGCUUUGUAUAUGAAGACGGCGCGGACCAGGGUCAGUGGAUUGCAUUUGGUUAGGCAUCUGGGUAGGCAUAUGGGAGCGGCGUUAUUUUGUAAAAAGACACAGACAAGAUUCUUCAGACCAAGUCCUAUCAAUCGACGAUAAUAGGAGAAUAGAUGUGCUAGGAAAUCGGGGCGAGUUUACGAUAAUAAUCGGAAAAUUCGAAGGUGUAUGAACAUAAAAGUUGUGGCAGAUAGUUUCAAGGUAUCUCUACCUCAUUGGAUUGAGGUGAUUACAAUAGCUAUAUUGAAAAUUUUGAAUAUAUAGGUAUUGAUCCAUUUAAUCGAGUAGCUAUAGACAU
Messenger RNA from Sclerotinia trifoliorum, 2360 nucleotides. The record is from the annotation of a GenBank genome assembly. Lineage: Eukaryota; Fungi; Ascomycota; Leotiomycetes; Helotiales; Sclerotiniaceae.